Messenger RNA from Paramecium octaurelia, 705 nucleotides. Lineage: Eukaryota; Ciliophora; Oligohymenophorea; Peniculida; Parameciidae. The record is from the annotation of a GenBank genome assembly.
AUGAUGAUUCGAUCCUUUCAUUCAAUUUCGUUUCAUCAAAGUUCAUACACCCCUUCUCAGAACAGACUUCGUAGGAACAGCUGUCAUUGUUCCCAUUGUUCCAGUUCAAAUAUCAAACAAAUAACAUUGCCCAACCAAUUAUAUGAAAUACAUAUGCACAGAAAAAUAAGGCUCGCCAAUUUACUUUUAAAUACUCUUAAACCCACCGAUAAAUAUAUUAGAUCUAAGCAAAAAUACAAGAAUAUCCAUAUAUACUCUCGUAAUCAUUAACAAUUACAUUCUCCCAUCAAUCAUCCUUCACCACAACAAACAUCAACUCCUCGUUCACAAGAUGAAAUCAAAGAUUAUCCUUAAAACAAGAAGAUACCCUCCAUGUUUUCGCAAUAUUAACAUCCAAAAAAAUCGAAUACCUACUUUUUAAACUUACUUAAAACACAAUUGACACGAAUAGAUAAAAACAUAAAUUAAUUAAUUCAAACUAGUAGAUAAUAAAUCACUGAACCAGAUGAUCUAAACAUUACUUCAAAAAGAACCAAAUAAACUAUUAUCAAAACUAUGAAAAAUCAUCCUCCAUACAAAUCUGAAUAUAGUAUCGCCCUAAAUAAACGUAUUCUUCCUCAAAAAAAAAAGCUUAUUGCACCUAGCAAUCUUUUAGCAAGAACUUAGUUACGCUUAUCUAAAUUUGCUGUGCAUUGUAUUAAUUGA